CAGAAACAUGAUUUUAUCUACUUUCCCAGAGAUGAGUAGGAAGCUGCUUUGCAUUAACCAAACUGAUAAGAGUCCAGCUGCAAGCUGUUCCUUCAUUAAUUUACCAUCAGAUAUGUGAUGGGAAACCCAGGAACUUUCAAAAGAAGCCUUAUGUUCUCAGCCUUGUCUUAUUUGGGUUUUGAAACGUAUCAGCUCCUUUCUCCAGCUUCUGUGGUUCAUGCCGCAGCCAAAGUCUUCGGAAGUGAAGAAAUCCUCCAGCAGGCUGACUACCUGUAUGAAAGCGGAGAGACGGAGAAGCUCUAUCAGCUGCUGGUCCGGUACAAGGACAGCGAAGACGCAGAGCUGCUGUGGCGGCUGGCUCGGGCAUCCCGCGACCUGGCGCAGCUCCGCGGAGCCGCGGGGGAGGAGCGGAGGGCCCUGGUGUACGAGGCCCUGGAGUGCGCCAGGAGGGCGCUGGAGAGGACCCAGGCCAGCUCCGCGGCUCACAAGUGGUAUGCCAUCUGCAUCAGUGAUGUUGGCGAUUACGAAGGCAUCAAGGCUAAAAUUGCAAACGCCUACGUCAUCAAGGAGCAUUUUGAGAAAGCAAUUGAACUGAACCCGAAAGAUGCUACCUCAAUUCACCUAAUGGGUAUUUGGUGUUACACGUUUGCCGAGAUGCCUUGGUAUCAGAGAAGAAUCGCCAACAUGCUGUUUGCAGCCCCGCCCAGCUCCACCUACGAGGAGGCCCUAGGCUACUUUCAGAGGGCAGAACAAGUUGAUCCAAACUUCUACAGCAAAAACUUGCUCCUCUUAGGAAAGACAUAUCUGAAGCUACAGAACAAGAAGCUGGCUGCGCUUUGGCUGUUGAAGGCCAAGGACUACCCGGCCCGCACCGAGGAGGACAAGCAGGUGUUUCCAUUGCAGGUGCAGACGGAAGCUGCUCAGCUGCUCGCAGGCUUCGGUGUGAAGGACUGAGCAGCUUGGGAGACCCAGGGAACACUGCCCUCCUGUCAAUUACAAGUUGUGAACCGCACUGCCCCUGGCUGGUCUCCGUUUUUCUAAUGCACCACAUUCUUCACAAACAGCAAGGCUAGAGCAGUAACCACGGGAGUGGCCGAGCAGUCCCAUGGCUUGCGCCGUUCCCAUGUGCUGGGACACCAGUGGUUCCAGAGGGGUGGCCUGGAGGACUGGCCUCUUGGGAUGGAGGGGAACUGGCAGGAACGCUGUGAGGCGGGCGUGUGCGCGACCUUGCGGAGAAGGGGCAGCGAGUCAGGCUGGGGUUGGUGUUUUGGGUGUAAAGCAGUGACAUGGUGUGUCUGGGAGCCAGGCCGCCUGAGGAGGGAACCUGGGUCGUGGGGAUGGGAAGCCAACGGUCUCCGUGGGUGAUGGGACGGGCCCCUGAUUGGGCUCACCUGUGACUUGACAGCACACGCCUGCUCCAUAAUGGAGCUUGGUGAAAUGGGACAUGAGGUGUCUCAGGCAGA
This is a messenger RNA of Molossus molossus (Pallas's mastiff bat), 1463 nucleotides long. It is a transcript of the gene RMDN1, whose product is annotated as regulator of microtubule dynamics 1. The transcript is spliced from 10 exons. Gene Ontology annotation, cellular component: spindle microtubule; cytoplasm; mitotic spindle pole. The record is from RefSeq and is a predicted model, not a curated record. Bases 118 to 954 code for a protein of 278 amino acids. NCBI's taxonomy places the organism in Eukaryota, Metazoa, Chordata, Mammalia, Chiroptera, Molossidae. Gene Ontology annotation, molecular function: microtubule binding.